AUGGGCACCGGCAGUAGGGUCCCAAGAGAAGUGGAGCCUGAAUACAUCGAUGAUGAAGAGAGGCUAUAUUCUGAUGUUGUGCAGAAUUUACGGCGGCCAUGUCGGGCUGAAAACCGAGAUGAGUGUGACAAUGAGGCUUUUGUGAUUGAUGAUGAGGAGGUUGAGGACGAAGACCUUCCAGCUAUUGAAUGGGACCCUGCAAACUCUCAGAUGGAAGAAGGUACCAUCUUUGCAUCCAUGAGUGAGUGUAGAAAUGCACUUGUGACAUACUGCAUCAGGGCAGAGCGUACAUUUGAAGUUGACAAGAGCGACAGAGUACGUUACAGAGUGCACUGUCCGACUGAAGAUUGUCCAUGGAGGAUGCACGCGUCUAAAAUGCGAAAUAGCACGAAUGUUCAAGUCAAAGUGAACCCUUUUAGGCACACAUGCCUGGAAUCAACCCUGAGGAAGGAAACAAUCAGUAGAGCCAAGUCAAGAUGGGUGGCUGAAGAAGUAAAACGGUGGGUGACAGAAGACCAUCAAGUGGGUACAAAGGAGUUGCAGAAGAAGCUCAAAGAAAAGUUCAAGAUAGAGGUACCAUACAUGAGGGUUUUCAAUGGAAAACAACAUGCUAUGGAUUCUAUUUAUGGUAAUUGGCAGGAAAGUUUUAAACUGUUGUAUUCAUUUAAGGGUGAAGUGGAGAAGACCAGCCCAGGUAGUAUUGUAGAUAUUGAUCACCACACCGUGGAGUACACGUUGAGGGGAAUGACAAUGACCAAAGAGUGCUUUAGAAGGGUUUUUGUCUGCUUUGAGGCUUGUCGCCGGGGUUUUUUGGAAGGCUGCAGGCCCUAUUUGGCUAUUGAUGCUACUUUUCUCACAGGGAGGUUUAAAGGACAGUUAGUAGCAGCUUGUGCAGUUGAUGGACACAAUUUUGUAUUUCCGAUUGCUUAUGGCGUGAUAGAGGCAGAGUCUGAGGAGAGCUGGACUUGGUUUUUGCAGAAUCUGCGCCGGGCUAUUGCACAUCCCAAUGGGUUGGUAAUUCAUACAGAUGCUUGCAAGGGUUUAGAAGUAGCCGUGGACAAUGUGUUCCCUGGAGUAGAGCAUAGGGAAUGCAUGCGUCACCUUGCUGCAAAUUUUGGGAAGAAAUUCAAAGGAAAGGUGUAUGCCGACAAUUUAUGGCCAGCAUCUUUGACUUGCAGUGUGAAGAAGCACAACUAUCACAUGAGGCAGUUAUACAAAAAUGACAAAGUGAAGGAAUAUUUGGAAACACACCACUCCAAGUUAUGGGCCAGAAGCCAAUUCAGUGAAGUGAGCAAAGUUGACUAUGUGCAUAAUAAUCUUGCAGAGUCUUUCAACUCAACGAUCCGAAAACUAAAGGGUCUUUAUUUGGCGGAUUUGCUUGACAAGAUAAGGGUAGAAUACGUGCAGAAAUUUCUUGUUCGAGCAGGAAUAGCCGAGGCAAAAUUCAUGGGACACAUUAUAAUCCCUUCCGUGAUGAAUGAAUUGAAGCAGAAAACAAGAGGCUUGGAAAUGGACAUGACUCGUUGCUCAGCUACGACGGCAGAGGUAUCAUUUUUGGAUAAAGAGAAGAGGGAAUGGAGAUAUCCAGUGGAUUUAGAAGCUAGAACUUGCAGUUGUAGGCAAUGGCAGAUAACUGGGUUGCCAUGCAUUCAUGCCUUGUUUUUCAUCACUACUCUGUCAGGUCAAGCAGGUAACAUACAACAGUAUGUGCAUGAUUACUACUCUGUUGCAAAGUUCAAAGCCACAUAUGCACAUGCCUUACCUGCUUUGGAGGGAAAACAACAAUGGGAUCCAGUGGACCCUGGUUUUAAGCUUUGCCCUCCAGUUCUGAAGAGAGCAGCAGUAGAUCCAGCGUUCGGAGAGUGUUUUGAUGUUUCAAAUGAUGAGAAAAAUGAUGAUCAAAAUGAGGAUGCAGUGGAGGCUACAAGUGAUGAUCCAAGUUCGAACAAAGUUGUGGCAGUGAGCUCUGAGGUUGUUAAGGUGCCGACAACCAAGAGGAGAAGAAAAGAAGCAAUGAGCACAAGGAUCACAAGGAGCAAAGUAGUGCCAAGAAGCGCGAGGACCAAGAAGAAGCCGCAACGCUUUGUAGAUGAAUGA
Molecule: messenger RNA, 2097 nt
Organism: Lolium perenne
Lineage: Eukaryota; Viridiplantae; Streptophyta; Magnoliopsida; Poales; Poaceae
Source: RefSeq, a predicted model, not a curated record